AGAUUGAGAAUGGCGCUUUCCGGUCGGGCGGGAGGAGGUGACGUCAGGAGUGGUGGCGGGCGGGGGCCUCUGGUAGCCCUGGGGACGCUGUAUCUGUGGGCCCUUCACCCGCGUCACAAAUCAGCGACCGAACUCUGGCGGUGGUGGCUGAGACGGCGAAGGCGGCAGCGGCGGCGACAGCUCUGGGGUUUGCGUCUCGGGGUGUGUCGGCCGCCGCUGCUGCUCGGGCCUGGUAUGUACAGAUGGCUGGUUAGGAUUCUCGGCACCAUUUUCCGUUUCUGCGACCGGUCGGUGCCCCCUGCCCGGGCCCUCCUGAAGAGGCGGCGCUCAGACAGCACUCUGUUUUCUACAGUGGACACUGAUGAAAUACCAGCCAAAAGACCAAGAUUAGAUUGCUUUAUUCACCAAGUGAAAAACAGUCUCUACAAUGCUGCCAGCUUAUUUGGAUUCCCAUUCCAGCUGACCACAAAGCCCAUGGUAACUUCUGCUUGUAAUGGAACACGGAAUGUGGCCCCUUCAGGAGAGGUAUUUUCGAACUCUUCAUCUUGUGAACUGACAGGUUCUGGAUCCUGGAACAACAUGCUGAAACUGGGUAAUAAAUCUCCUAAUGGAAUAAGUGACUAUCCAAAGAUCAGAGUGACAGUAACCCGAGAUCAGCCACGCAGAGUCCUGCCUUCCUUUGGUUUUACUUUGAACUCAGAAGGCUAUAAUAGAAGACCAGGUGGCCGUCGCCAUAGCAAAGGUAAUCCAGAGAGUUCUUUAAUGUGGAAACCUCAGGAACAGGCUGUAACAGAGAUGAUUUCUGAAGAGAGUGGCAAGGGUCUGAGGCGUCCCCAUUGUACUGUGGAGGAGGGUGUUCAAAAAGAGGAAAGAGAGAAGUACCGAAGGUUAUUGGAACGACUUAAAGAAAGUGGUCAUGGAAACUCUGUCUGUCCUGUAGCUUCAGGUUAUCACAGUUCUCAAAGAAGUCAGAUGGACACAUUAAAGACCAAAGGCUGGGGGGAAGAGCAAAAUCACGGAGUCAAAACAACUCAGUUUGUUCCAAAACAAUAUAGACUUGUUGAAACAAGGGGACCUCUAUGUUCAUUGAGAAGUGAAAAGAGGUGUUCAAAGGGGAAAAUUUCUGAUACGGAGAAGAUGAUCGGAAUCAGAUUUGAAAAUGAAAGUAGGAGGGGAUACCAACUGGAGCCCGACCUAUCAGAAGAAGUGUCGGCCCGACUCCGCCUGGGCAGUGGAAGCAAUGGCUUACUCAGGAGGAAAGUGUCAAUUGAGACAAAGGAAAAGAAUUGCUCAGGCAAAGAGAGGGACAGAAGAACGGACGAUCUCCUUGAACUUACAGAGGACAUGGAAAAGGAAAUCAGUAAUGCCCUAGGCCAUGGCCCACAGGAUGAAAUCCUAAGUUGUGCUUUCAAAUUGCGAAUUACUCGAGGAGAUAUUCAGACAUUAAAGAACUAUCACUGGCUCAAUGAUGAAGUCAUUAAUUUUUACAUGAAUCUUCUGGUGGAAAGAAAUAGAAAGCAAGGCUAUCCAGCACUUCAUGUAUUUAGUACUUUCUUCUAUCCUAAAUUAAAGUCUGGGGGUUACCAAGCAGUGAAACGAUGGACCAAAGGGGUAAAUCUCUUUGAACAAGAAAUUAUUCUGGUGCCUAUUCAUCGGAAGGUACAUUGGAGCCUGGUGGUGAUAGACCUAAGAAAAAAGUGUCUUAAAUACCUGGAUUCUAUGGGACAAAAGGGCCACAGGAUCUGUGAGAUUCUCCUUCAGUAUUUACAGGAUGAAAGUAAGACCAAAAGAAAUAGUGAUCUCAAUCUUUUAGAGUGGACCCAUUACAGCAUGAAACCACAUGAGAUUCCUCAACAGUUGAAUGGGAGUGAUUGUGGAAUGUUUACUUGUAAAUAUGCAGAUUAUAUUUCUAGGGACAAACCUAUCACAUUUACUCAGCACCAGAUGCCUCUCUUCCGGAAGAAGAUGGUGUGGGAAAUCCUUCAUCAGCAGUUGCUGUGAGAAAACUUUGCCUGGUCCCUCUAGCUGCUGGUGGUUCUUUCACAGACAUUUCCAUAUACCUCAUGCAUUGUGGGUUAAAAAGUCCCUGCAUCACUUCUGUUAUCUCACAGGUACUGAGCUGUCAAAAGUGCAUGAAGGCCUCUCACUGCACCCUAGUCCUGACUUGGGGUGCAGAGGGCUGCUUGCAAUCCUGUUUGUAAGGCUGUGCCUGCUCAGAGCUUUGGACUGUUCAACCCACACAAGAACAAACGCUAACUACUAUUUUUUUUUAAGAGAUUCUUUUCCCUAUGAAUGUGGGAAAUGCAGGAUUUACUCUGUGAAUUGUUUGUUUUCUGUGUGUUUGUUCAGCGUAUUCCUUCACUCACUCGUUUGCAAAUAUAAUGGGCAGUGGUCAUUUGCUGCUGCUCUUUUACAGUUAGCUCUAAAUUACUUGUUUGAACUAUUUAUUUCUGAAAGGAAUGUUAAGCUGCCACUCCCUGCUGAAGACCAGGAGGGAACUUUCACUGGGGGCGGAAGGAAGUGGAGCUGGAGCAGUAACUGCCAACAUGAAGCUGGAGGGUUUGGGAUUUUGUUUUUUGUUUUUGUUUUUUUGAGGCUCAAAAAUGCUGGGAGAAAUGAAAUGCUGUGGAAUAGGGCUCCCGUUGCCUUUCAGAGGAAGUCUGACACUACAGCGUUGGCACAGUGCCAUGAACGGUGGAACUGUGCCCAAGGAACUCUGACGAUCCAAGCAUCUUCCGAAGAGAUGUGUUGUGGUCAUCUUAAAGAGACUUCCCUUUCUGGAAAUGAGGUGACUUGGCUUAGUCUUGAAACUGGAUUCAUGGAUUUGAAGUAACUGUAAACCCUAAAUCUUCAUUUUCAUCCCAGAUCUGGUUGAGUAUAAACCUCAGAACUGUAGGGCCUGGCCUGAGCUGUUUAAUUCAAAAGAUACUAUUCAAUUUAAAGCUAUUUUUCCUCAGAGUUUUUGUUUUCUAUAUAUUAAGCCUAAAUUAAGUUUUCUACUCAUUAAGACUGACAUCUCCCCACUCCAUCCCCACUGAAAUUUGUGGAAGAAAAUUUAGUACUUGGCUCUGAGGUUGCCAGUUAUACAAUAAUCUAUUUUGCAUAUGAAAGUUUGUAUUUAACUCUUUUGUUCAUUAAAAACCUUACUGAUGUGGUUAUAACUUCAGAAAGUUUAGAGUUGGUCAGAACGUAUUUUGCAGGAUCUAGUGCCUAGUGUUGCUUUUCUGAUGUAAUAAAAGGUUGUCUGGCAGAACCUAAAAAA
Rhinopithecus roxellana (golden snub-nosed monkey) is the source of this 3262-nucleotide messenger RNA. RefSeq names its product SUMO specific peptidase 2 (gene SENP2). Lineage: Eukaryota; Metazoa; Chordata; Mammalia; Primates; Cercopithecidae. Gene Ontology annotation, biological process: protein desumoylation. The record is from RefSeq and is a predicted model, not a curated record. Bases 10 to 2001 code for a protein of 663 amino acids. The transcript is spliced from 17 exons. Gene Ontology annotation, cellular component: nucleus. Gene Ontology annotation, molecular function: deSUMOylase activity.